GCUUCUUUGGGUACAAGAAUGUGACCCGGAUCCCAGCAGGCGCGAGGCACAUCAAGGUGACGGAUCGCAGCCGCAACUAUCUGGCUCUGAUGAACGCCAACCAGCGUUACGUCAUCAAUGGGGACUGGGCCAUUGACUGGCCGGGCGUGUACGAAGUGGCAGGCACCAAAGUGCACUAUGCUCGGACGGCUGACGUGCAUGAGAGCUUUGAAGCCACUGGCCCCACCCAGGAAGACUUGUCUGUGAUGGUUCUCUUCCAGGAGCACAACUCUGGCAUCGAAUACCAGUUCUGGCUGCCGAGGGAGCAGUUCCACCAUGUCCAGAGCGACGCUAGCCCCCUGCGCCAGCAACAGACCAGGGAAGUGGAGGGAAACCCAGAGGGGGAACCCCGACAUUUCCCACAAGCCACAACAACCCCACCUGUUCAAAAGGUUGGGGGUGCAGCCAAGAAGACAUCGCAAGAGGCACCCAUGUCUACGCCAGCAAGGACACCCAACCAGCUAGGGAGAUGCAGACGUUGUGAAACACCAAAAGGGAAAUCCCAGCGCAUUCAGCAUUACUGCCAGAGUGAUUUUGUAUUCCGCGCGCAAAUCCUGGCCAAGCACUACAUUGGCCUGGAGACCCGCUACGACGUCCAGGUUUUGCACACCUACCGCAACCGCUUCGUUAUUGGGCGCCGGGAAUUUGUCUGGGUCUCCAACACCUGCGACUGCCCCCUGCUGGUGGAGCGGCGUGAGUACGUCCUGAUGGCCCGCCAACACGUCAACUACGAGCACACCCUCAACCGCAUCCUGCUGCAGCGCAGCAGCUACGCCCGGCCCUGGUCGCCACGGGAGGACUUGCAGCUGCGGGACGUGGGCAAACACUGUCAGCCCAGCAGGGUGCUCUGAAGGGAUUGGGAGCCUCUGGAGCCUCCUUUGGGGGCAGGGGGAAGCCGUCCUGGGACAACCACCAUCUGGAAGAACAUAGAGCUCGGAAGGGAGCAAGCCCCUGGCCAGUCCCCCCAUCAAACUGUGCUGUGUAAAGGGGCCACGGGUCUGGAAUUUUGACCCUUGUCAACUUUAUGCGUGACGCAACUGCUGUGAGACCCUUCCCCUCUGCCCUUGGACUGUCUGCCUUAUCAGUCAGCACGAGUGUGACUUUGAGAGAAGGGAGAGUCUCUAUCUCAAGCACAUGCCAUUUGCCAAGUGAUUUGCAGGAGGGGUGGCGUUCCCAGGGCCAGGUCGGAGAUGCCGGUGGCUGUCUGCCCAGUUUCAACCCUCUCCCCAGCCCCAACCCCAUCGACCACUUUAUCCUAUUAGGGAAACCCAAAAUGAUCCUGUGGUUGGGAUGCCUGUCUAAGAUGAAAGGCGAAAAGGUUUGGGGCUUCCCUUCUUAAAAACAAGUUGACAGUGUGGUGCGGGAGGGAGAUGAAAGAAGGUAGUAACAUUAUGCACGGGAUGGAGAAAGUAGUCAGGGAGAAUUUUUUCCUUUCGCAAAAUUAACAUAAGGAGCAUCCACUGAAGAUGACGGGCAAUAGAUUCAGGGCAGACAAAAGGAAGUCGCUCUUCACUCGCUGCAUAAUUCACUUGUGGAACUCACUGCCCCGGGAUGUUGGUGAUGGCCAUGAGCGGCUUCAUAAGAGGGUUAGACAAAUUCAAAGAGGAGGCGAGGCCCGUCAGUGACCUCCAUGUUCGGAGACAGUGUUACCUUCCAAAUCAUAAAGGGGGGGGGGGACAGUAGGCAAGAUUGAUUUCGUUCCAUUCCCUUAUUGUGGGCUUUCCAUUGUGGCUUCUGUUUGGCCACUGUGAGAAGCCAGGUGGUGGAUUACAUGGCAACUGCGGUCUGAUCCUGCAGAUCUGCUGUUUCUAAAGGUAAAUAUCGGGAAGAUUCUUCCCAUCUGGCCGGAUCUUUUGCUUCUGGAGAAACAGCUAUGUCUUUCUAGCACCGUAGCCUUUUUACAAGUGCCACAGUGAAAGCCUGGGAGACCUCCCUUGUGAAUACAGUUCCGACAAGGCUGAGAGCAGCUCUUUGCAAGUCUUCCCAAAGCCUUUUAAUUCAAGGUCCAGAUUCACACAAGGAGGGAGAAUGCAGGGAAGGUGGGGGGAAUCACCCCAAGCCCAUUUAAUCUGCACAUGAAAAUGGCCUGCAGCUGUCAUCAUGUUAACGAGUUGCAGAAAUGUUAAGAACAAAAUGUGUGUGAUGCCUUUUUCAUAGGAACAACCAAAAUAUCACAAAACCAAGUGCAUUACAAAACAGUGUGUGAGUUUUCAGUUUCUCUAGAUCUCUCUGUCAGGCUUGAUGUUUAGCCUCCCCU
Molecule: messenger RNA, 2296 nt
Organism: Gekko japonicus
Lineage: Eukaryota; Metazoa; Chordata; Lepidosauria; Squamata; Gekkonidae
Product: ADAMTS-like protein 5
Exons: 5
Biological process (GO): extracellular matrix organization
Cellular component (GO): extracellular matrix
Molecular function (GO): metalloendopeptidase activity; protein binding
Source: RefSeq, a predicted model, not a curated record